CACGUGCCGCGGCCCUCCCGGGCGGUGCUCGACGCGCUCGGCCGCCUGCUGCGGCGCGUGCGGCGGGAGCGCCUGCCCUCCGGCAAGCUGCGCUGCCUCGUCGCCUGCGUGCACGCGCUGCUCAUCGAGAUCACGAGCUGCAGCGAGCGCCGCGGCGGGGCCAUGUCGGGCGACGACCUGCUGCCCAUGCUGGUGCUGCUGGUGGCGCACAGCGGCAUGGCGGCCGCCGAGCUGGAGGCGGAGCUCAUGUGGGGGCUGCUGGACCGCGCAGCGCUCUUCAGCGAGGCCGGCUACUACCUCACCAGCUUCUCGUGCGCCGUGCAGGCCCUCCAGAACCUGCCCCCGCUGACCCCGCCCAGUGACGCAGUGUUGCCGGACUGAUGCCUCCCGCGUGCUGGUGGCGGAGCUCAUGUGGGGGCUGCUGGACCGCGCGGCGCUCUUCAGCGAGGCCGGCUACUACCUCACCAGCUUCUCGUGCGCCGUGCAGGCCCUCCAGAACCUGCCCGCGCUGACCCCGCCCAGUGUCGCAGUGUUGCCGGACUGAUGCCUCCCGCGUGCUGGUGGCGCACAGCGGCAUGGAGGCGGAGCUCAUGUGGGGGCUGCUGGACCGCGCGGCGCUCUUCAGCGAGGCCGGCUACUACCUCACCAGCUUCUCGUGCGCCGUGCAGGCCCUCGAGAACCUGCCCCCGCAGACCCCGCCCAGUGUCGCAGUGUUGCCGGACUGACGCCUCCCGCGUGCUGGUGGCGCACAGCGGCAUGGAGGCGGAGCUCAUGUGGGGGCUGCUGGACCGCGCGGCGCUCUUCAGCGAGGCCGGCUACUACCUCACCAGCUUCUCGUGCGCCGUGCAGGCCCUCGAGAACCUGCCCGCGCUGACCCCGCCCAGUGUCGCAGUGUUGCCGGACUGACGCCUCCCGCGUGCUGGUGGCGCACAGCGGCAUGGAGGCGGAGCUCAUGUGGGGGCUGCUGGACCGCGCGGCGCUCUUCAGCGAGGCCGGCUACUACCUCACCAGCUUCUCGUGCGCCGUGCAGGCCCUCGAGAACCUGCCCCCGCAGACCCCGCCCAGUGUCGCAGUGUUGCCGGACUGACGCCUCCCGCGUGCUGGUGGCGCACAGCGGCAUGGAGGCGGAGCUCAUGUGGGGGCUGCUGGACCGCGCGGCGCUCUUCAGCGAGGCUGGCUACUACCUCACCAGCUUCUCGUGCGCCGUGCAGGCCCUCGAGAACCUGCCCGCGCUGACCCCGCCCAGUGACGCAGUGUUGCCGGACUGAUGCCUCCCGCGUGCUGGUGGCGGAGCUCAUGUGGGGGCUGCUGGACCGCGCGGCGCUCUUCAGCGAGGCCGGCUACUACCUCACCAGCUUCUCGUGCGCCGUGCAGGCCCUCCAGAACCUGCCCGCGCUGACCCCGCCCAGUGUCGCAGUGUUGCCGGACUGAUGCCUCCCGCGUGCUGGUGGCGCACAGCGGCAUGGAGGCGGAGCUCAUGUGGGGGCUGCUGGACCGCGCGGCGCUCUUCAGCGAGGCCGGCUACUACCUCACCAGCUUCUCGUGCGCCGUGCAGGCCCUCCAGAACCUGCCCGCGCUGACCCCGCCCAGUGUCGCAGUGUUGCCGGACUGAUGCCUCCCGCGUGCUGGUGGUGCACAGCGGCAUGGAGGCGGAGCUCAUGUGGGGGCUGCUGGACCGCGCGGCGCUCUUCAGCGAGGCCGGCUACUACCUCACCAGCUUCUCGUGCGCCGUGCAGGCCCUCCAGAACCUGCCCGCGCUGACCCCGCCCAGUGUCGCAGUGUUGCCGGACUGAUGCCUCCCGCGUGCUGGUGGUGCACAGCGGCAUGGAGGCGGAGCUCAUGUGGGGGCUGCUGGACCGCGCGGCGCUCUUCAGCGAGGCCGGCUACUACCUCACCAGCUUCUCGUGCGCCGUGCAGGCCCUCCAGAACCUGCCCGCGCUGACCCCGCCCAGUGUCGCAGUGUUGCCGGACUGAUGCUGCCCGUGCCCCCGCAGACCCGGCGGCACUGAGCCUGUACUCGCGCCCAGUGUUGCCAGACUGAUGCUGCCCGUGCCCCCGCAGACCCGACGGCGCUGAGCCUGUACUCGCGCCCAGUGUUGCCGGACUGAUGCUGCCCGUGACCCCGCAGACCCUGCGCCACUGAGCCUGUACUCGCGCCCAGUGUUGCGGUGUUUCCAGACUGAUGCUGCCCGUCCACCGCAGACCCUGCGGCACUGAGCCUGUACUCGCGCCCAGUGUUGCAGUGUUGCCAGACUGAUGCUGCCCGUACCCCCGCAGACCCCGCGGCGCUGAGCCUGUACUCGCGCCUAGUAUUGCAGUGUUGCCAGACUGAUGCCUCCCGCGUGCUGUACGCAGUGCUCCCGGAACAAAAACACGUGUUUUGGAAACUAAUCAAUAUAUCCGAGUGGGGCCUGUUACUAAAAGCAUUUAAGAAUUGCCUACUUCAGGGCAGAUGAGUAGUUUUGUUUCCGGAUUAAGCUUUUUAAUCUGUGUUUUUUAGAGAGAAAAAAACGCAUAAAACAACAGGUAAAGAUUCUUGAAACCACUUAAGGGUCAUGCAUUACACCUUUAUCUAAUGCUAGAGUUCACCGCUCAAAUUUCAUAGUUGCUCUAUGCACGACGAGAAGACUGCACUCCAGUGCAGAGUCUUGCGCUUAGAGGCGACACCGCGCUAGAAACACCAGCGAACGUCGCGCUUAUCAUCCCGCCCUUCUAACUAACACAGAUACACACCUGACUAGGUGGGCCCCUUAAACCUAAAAUUAAUAUUUUGUAUAUGUUCGAUUAAAUUAUAGUAAAUAUUGAUAUUUUAUCAAUUUUACCAUUUGGUGAUAUUUCUAACAUCAUAAAGUAGUAACUUUUGAUAGUAUUAUUACAGUUGGAUACAUCCUGAAAGA
Molecule: messenger RNA, 2897 nt
Organism: Bacillus rossius redtenbacheri
Lineage: Eukaryota; Metazoa; Arthropoda; Insecta; Phasmatodea; Bacillidae
Exons: 2
Coding region: 544-906 (120 amino acids)
Source: RefSeq, a predicted model, not a curated record